CGGGGCAAUUGGAGGGCGGGACCGAGCUUCCUGCCCCGCCCCGCCGGGUCCCAGUUCUCAGGCACGAGUCUCGCAGCCACAGCAACAGCCUCUCCGAGGCGGCCGGACAGAACUUCGACGGUCGAACCAACGACUGAAUCCCAGAGAACAGGGAAGAUGGACACCUUCAGCACCAAGAGCCUGGCCCUCCAGGCCCAGAAGAAGCUCCUGAGCAAGAUGGCCUCCCGGGCAGUGGCGUCCGCCUUCAUCGACGACACCAGCAGUGAGGUGCUGGACGAGUUGUACCGCGCCACCAAGGAGUUCACCCGCAGCCGCAAGGAGGCCCAGAAGCUGGUCAAAAACCUGGUCAAGGUGGCGGUGAAGCUGGGCGUCCUGCUGCGCGCCGGGCAGCUGGGCGCCGAGGAGCUGGCGCGGCUGCAGCGCUUGCGGCAGCAGGCGCGCCGCCUGGCCAUGACCGCUGUCAGCUUCCACCAGGUGGACUUCACCUUCGACCGGCGCGUGCUGGCCGCCGCCCUGCUCGAGUGCCGGGACCUGCUGCACCAGGCGGCUGGCGCGCACCUGACCGCCAAGUCCCACAGCCGCAUCAACCACGUGUUCGGCCACCUGGCCGACUGCGACUUCCUGGCGGCGCUCUACGGCCCCGCUGAGCCCUACCGCUCCCACCUGCGCCGGAUCUGCGACGGCCUCACCCGGAUGCUGGAUGAGGACAGCAUAUGACGACUUCCGACACCGCUGCGGUUGCUUGCAGGGGGCGCAGCUUGAAGUGGGACGGAGCUAACCCUUUCCUUCCUGUCUGACUCUGGCCAACCACCCCUCCCACAACACACACACACACACAGGUGACUGUGCAGCUCCAAAGACCCGGGUCCCCUGUCCUCGGGCCCAAUCUCACCAGGCUUAGAGCCCGGCUCAGUCUGCCUGUGCCUGCGGCCUCUCCCAGGCACCUGGAGACCCCUGCCUGCUCUGGCACCAUCUGAACUAUGCCCCUUAAGCCACCGUCUGUACCCCUCAAAUCACUAGGUGUCUCUGACAGCUGGGGGCUUCUCACUUCAGUGUUACUUGGGCUUUUUCAUUCCCGCAGAGAGGGUCACAGGGAACCAGGAGAAAGGGGGUGUUACAGAGUGAACUGUCUCACCCCACCCCACCUCCCAUUUCCCGGAUGGAAGUCCUAACCCCUGGGACCUGUGAAUGUGACCUGAUCUGAAAAUCAGGUGAUUGCUGAUGUAAUUGGUUGCAAUGAGUUAAUAUUGGAGCCGGGCAGCCCCUAAUCCACCAUGACUUGGGGUCCUUUUGAGAAGGGGACAUGUGCACAGAGUCAAGAGGGAGAAUGCCAUGUGAAGGUGGAAGCAGAGACUGGGCGGAUGUGUCUAUAAGACAAGGAAUGCCAAGAGCUGCAAGCCAGCACCAAAAGCUGGGAGAGAGCCUGGGACACCGGCCCAGCCCACACCUUGAUGUCGGGCCUCCUGAGCUAAGCAAACAAGCUUCCGUUGUCUCAGCUUCCCAGGCUGGGCACUUUGCUCCGCAGCUCAGGAAAUGAGGCCAGGGAGCCGUGGUGAGGGCUGUGGUGGGCUCAGGCCUACUGGUGAGGAUGCCCCUCUGUCUGCUUGGCAUCGUGGCCCUGACUCCCAGGAGGGAGUGGUCAGAGUGCACCUCCAAUGAAGGCCGUUGGGAAAGCCAUCUGAGACACAUGCCUGUUUUUAAAGGAUCAUUUCAUAUUUGGAAAACAAAUACACAUAAACACUUGUUUUUAUAAGACAGGCCUCAGAGACAAAGCUCAACAAACCUUGGCUUUGGCAACACCCAGCAGGUGGGACAAUGCUUAACUUGGGGCGUGGAUGGACACGUGGGGGUAUGGGGGGUGUAUCUGCAAUUUGUUGGUCAAAUUGCAGUGGGCACAGGUUGUAAAAGAUCGUGAAGCCCCCUGCAGGUCUGGCUGUGUCGGGUUGUUUUGAGCACCCCGAGGGAGGGGGAACAGUGUCCGUUUCUGUAGAACCUGGUCUGUUUAGGGGAAACACUGCCAACAGGAGGGCUGCAGGCCGUAUUAGGUGAGAAGAUGGGUUUGCUUAGCCUCAUUCAGUGUUUGAGACAUUUGGAAUUAGUUGCCAACACUUGAAACCAAGGAAAUUGCAUGUCCCAAUCUAUCAGUGGAUCUUGAAAACUCUAGAAAACUCGCCUGCACUGCCGGUUGGUGACGCUGCAGAGGCGGCCUGUCUGCUCUGCCACAGUCCUCACCACUCCCUUUUGUCUCUCCAUGGCCUGCUGGGCUGGCUGCUAGAUUAGGACCCCAGAUCCAGGGCAGCAUUUCUGUUUGGUUUCGGCUGCCCUGAAAAAGCCAAAGGCUUCCACCCAACGGUCAGCUGUCCCCUCUCCACCUUCGACUUCCAAAGCAACUUCCCCCCUUUGUGUGCCAAGAGACAGAUCCUCAAUUCAAGAGCAAACGGGUAUUUUGAUUACACCGAGAAGCCCCAGAUGAAAUUCUUUGCCCUCUGCUCUGCUGGCUGAAGGACAUCCACGUGACAAGGCUUUGGACUUGUCUUCACUCUUUUCAUACACUUGAGAUUUAAUUUAGAAAAAAAAAAAAAGAACCAGGACUUCCCUGGUGGUCCAGUGGCUAAGACUCCACACUUCCAACGCAGGGGGCCCGGGUUCAGUCCCUGGUCAGGGUACUAGAUCCCACGUACCACAGCAAAGACCUGGUGCAGCCAAAUAAAUAAAAAGAAUUUAAAAAAGAACCAAAGAGAACUAUGUAAAUAAAAGCAUCUGAUAGCCUUCUCUCACCUGCCCGGGGUUUCUACCUAUUAAAAAUCAAGUUUGGGGACUUCCCUGGUGGUCCAGUGGUUGAGAAUCUGCCUUCCAAUGCAGGGAACACAGCCUCCAUCCGCGGUCCAGGAACUAAGAUCCCACCUGCCACAGGGCAACUUAAGCUUGAGCAUGGCAAUGAAGACACAGCACAGCCAAAAUAAAAAAAAAUAACUCCAGAUUGCACAUAAAUGUCAUAGGUUCACAGCCUGCUAGCAGGCUGAAUUCCCGCUGGGCUUGACACCCUAGCAGAGGUGGCAGAGCUUGGCUCUGGCAGCACAGAGGGGGCUUGGUACCACUCCUCAUUGUGACCUGCGGCGGGGCGGCUCUGCUUACCAGGCCCUUGGGGUAAAGGGGAGGCUUCUUUGUGUCCAGAGAUGCUCUGCCCUGCCCCGCUGCAUCGCACCCAGCGCUCUGCCUCUCUGCCAGCACCCGGGAUGUGGAAGUGGUAAGUGAUUCCCAACUGACCGUACAAAACUCAGUACCCCUCUUGGCUGGGGUCUCCUCAUGUAGCUUAGGCCCAGGGACCACCGUUGCCUCUGCCUCUGUCCUGCUGCCUAGCUUCUGCAGGCAGCCCCAGGCAAGCGUCUCCUGGCCCUGUUGAGACCUGCAGGGUGCUGUGCUCGGUGAAGCGAGCAUCCCCUAGGACUUGUGUGCGUCCAGAGCUGCUCUGUU
Molecule: messenger RNA, 3474 nt
Organism: Bubalus bubalis (water buffalo)
Lineage: Eukaryota; Metazoa; Chordata; Mammalia; Artiodactyla; Bovidae
Gene: TNFAIP8L1
Product: TNF alpha induced protein 8 like 1
Exons: 2
Coding region: 157-717 (186 amino acids)
Biological process (GO): negative regulation of TOR signaling; regulation of apoptotic process
Cellular component (GO): cytoplasm
Source: RefSeq, a predicted model, not a curated record